GACUCAUUAGAACAAUAAUAUGUUCACGAUUCGGACAUUGAACAACAUACAGUGUUGAAAACAUGGCUGAGGAGACAGUGUUAGCGGGCACUGGACUGGCACAGCGUGUACUGAUGUUACUUGGUAUUCGUAGUUUCUUCCACAAUGUUUUCCGUUUUUUGGACAAGACAUUGAGAUCAUGGUGGAUCACUGGCUGGCUGCCCUCCUGGUGCCCAUCAUCACAGAGCCAGCUGAAGGAGGCAGAAGAGAAGAUGCUGCAGUACAUCACAAGCAAGUUCUGCAGGCAGUCUGUCCACAUAUCUGAUAAAAACUCACUGUGGACAUUGGUAUUUAAGGGGCCAGUGGAAAAUAAGACCCCUUUGGUGCUGCUGCAUGGAUUUGGGGGCGGUGUGGGACUCUGGGCGCUGAACCUGGACUCUCUCUCUCAGCAGAGGCCUGUUUACGCCUUCGACCUGCUGGGCUUUGGCCAGAGCAGCAGACCUCACUUUAACGCGGAUGCACAGGAGGCUGAGCUCCAGUUUGUGGAGUCCAUCGAACAGUGGAGAGAGAAGCUGGGCCUGGAAAGUAUGAUUAUGUUAGGCCAUAACCUAGGAGGAUAUCUGGCUGCAUCCUACGCAGUCACAUACCCAGCCAGAGUAAAGCACCUGAUUCUGGUGGAACCGUGGGGUUUUCCAGAGCGUCCUGACCCAGGAGACCAAGAUAGACCCAUUCCUGUGUGGAUCAAAGCUAUAGGGGCAAUGCUGAGCCCAUUCAACCCUCUCGCUGGUCUCAGAUUGGCUGGACCUUUAGGCCCUACUCUUGUGCAGACUCUGAGACCAGACUUCAAAAAGAAAUUUGCAGCUGUGUUUAAUGACAACAGAGUGACAGAAUAUAUUUACCAUCUUAAUGUCCAAAUUCCAAGUGGUGAAACAGCCUUUAAAAACAUGACCAUUCCGUAUGGUUGGGCAAAGAGGCCCAUGCUGGAGAGAAUUGGCCUGAUUCACAGCGACAUCCCCAUUACGGUGAUCUAUGGCUCACGCUCCAGCAUAGAUGGCCACUCCGGCACUUCAAUCAAAGAAAUGAGGCCAAACUCCCAUGUAGAGAUCAUUGCCAUACGAGGUGCAGGACACUAUGCAUAUGCUGACCAGCCAGAGGAUUUCAACCAGAAGAUACUUCGUGUCUGUGAAACGAUAAGCUGAAGAGUGAUGGUGAAGGUACAUGCUGUCAGGAACUCUUCACACAUGGCUUUCUUCAGAAUCUUCGUGGCAUCCUAAUUUCAGACCUGAGAGUUUGAAAGCCACUUGGUUUUAAAACCAGAUGUUUGUUUUGCAGCACUACUGAUUUUUGUGCCAAACAAUAAGCUUGCAUGUCACGUAAUUAUGAUGAUAUACUGAUACGAAAAAAUUCAAAUGUUUAUAUUUUGAAAAAAUGUGAUCUUUGAUUCUGAUGUAAUAAUUAUGGAUUAUUAUAUUAUUAAUGUUUAUAUACUAAGGUUUUUAGCGAAUAUUAGCUUUAUUUAAAUAGGACGUAAUAUAUACAUAUAACCCACAGACAAAAUUCUCCAAAUCAGAGCUGUUAGGCACUUAAACUAAAGUAAACAUUUUAAAAAAUCCCUUGUUAAUUGUUUUCAACAUUAUUAAUAUUUUUAUACACUUUUUCAUCUUGUGUGUUUUUAAACUAUCAUGAACGUUUUAUGAAUGGAGACAGCAAUGAUUGUGUUUAAGAGCUUUUAAAGCCUUUUUGUUGGUUUUCUACCUCAUGAAACUAUAAAAUCGGAUUAGAAGGGAGACAGACAUGUGGAGCGAUAGAAAGCAUAUGUGUUCUCUGGUCAUGCCGUUAACUUGAUGUGUAACCUGAACAUUUUCAUGUAAGAUUCCCACAAAAUCUUUUUUAAGUGCCUCAGUUUCCAAAACAUUUAUACAUUUUGGCAUUUAAAAUCCAUCUUGCCCUGCAGGCUGGUGUUACGGUUUUCACAAAUGUUAUGUAAAGAUACUGAGCUCCAGGUCACAGUCAUGCAGGCAAAAUAAAUGCAACGCAUGCUUUCAGACGAAUCAAUAUUCUGUAAAAGCAUUCAGUGAUAAAUGGGCAUUUUUUUGUAAAGAAAAGUGAUUUUAUUGUCAAUAUAAUUUUAAAUUAAAUUUAGGGUUUCAUAAAGAUUUUGUAUAUAACAUUUGUUCGGAUUUAUAUUUUUCCAGUUUUGUAAAAUCUGUUUUUCAUGUGCCAACUCAGAUGUCUAUUGUUAAUUUUAAUAAUAAUAAACCUCUUUUAUGAGUCUCUUGA
Molecule: messenger RNA, 2259 nt
Organism: Onychostoma macrolepis
Lineage: Eukaryota; Metazoa; Chordata; Actinopteri; Cypriniformes; Cyprinidae
Gene: abhd5a
Product: abhydrolase domain containing 5a
Exons: 8
Coding region: 63-1178 (371 amino acids)
Biological process (GO): positive regulation of triglyceride catabolic process; negative regulation of triglyceride storage
Cellular component (GO): lipid droplet
Source: RefSeq, a predicted model, not a curated record